AUUAGUGGCAUUAGCAAUUCCCAGAUAAAUGGAAACAGAGUGCGUUAAUCGUGGGAUGUUUUUUAUUGCAACAAUUACAUUUCCGUGGCUUUAUAAGGAAUUCGCUUCUCCCGAUGACCUCAAACGUGGUCACGAUGCAUGUGUUAUCGGCGCUGGUGAUUCUUAGUUGUUCAAUAUUGUUAGCGGGUUCGCUGUACAGCCCAAAGAAUUAUCAAGAAAGAAUCAGUCCAGAGUCAGCGUGGCCACCAGGAACCCUUGAAUCAAGAAUUAUCGGAGGAGAGAAAGCCACCAUAGAGAAAUAUCCAUUUGCAGUCUCGUUGCAGAACAAUGGCACGUUUUUUGGCCACGAAGUCGAGCAUUUUUGCGGCGGCGGUAUCGUCGGAGAAAAGUGGAUAAUAACGUCAGCACAGUGCGCUCUCAGAAUAUACGUGAAAAGCUUUCACAUAAGGGCCGGCACGACUUGUUAUUAUGAGAACGGUGACAUCUACGGUGUUAAAGGCGUUGUAAUCCAUCCCGCUUUUAACCAGCAUAAUUAUGAUUACGACGUAGCCUUAGUCGAGCUCUCCGAAAAAAUAAAAUUCGACGAAACGAAGCAGCCGAUCCAAUUACCCAUGCUGCACUCGGAGAUCCAAGAUGGCGCUCAAGUGCAAGUGCUCGGGUGGGGUGCGUCCGAGUUACUAGGUCCCGUCUCGGAUGAACUUUUAUGCAGCACGAUGCAGAAAAUUAAUAACGAGGACUGCCAGCAAGCCAACGGGGGUAGCUUAUUAACGCACAGAAUGUUUUGCGCCUUAUCAGACCACGCCAGCGCCUGCGUCGGAGACUCAGGUUCGCCUCUCGUUUUUAACGGCGCCUUGUUUGGUGUAGCAUCGUGGAGUCGUUCAUGUCUAUUUGAAUAUCCAACUGCGUACACUGCUGUAGCUGAAGUGGAAGACUGGAUCAUCAAAGUAAUAAACGCAGCUUAA
Molecule: messenger RNA, 962 nt
Organism: Nomia melanderi (Alkali bee)
Lineage: Eukaryota; Metazoa; Arthropoda; Insecta; Hymenoptera; Halictidae
Product: trypsin
Biological process (GO): proteolysis
Molecular function (GO): serine-type endopeptidase activity
Source: RefSeq, a predicted model, not a curated record